AUGCUCCGGGGGCCCAGUACCGUUCAAAGAUGCAGGCUGCCGGGACGCUGCGUGGUACCAGGGCUAUCUCCCUUCUGAUACUCCUGGUACCUCUCAUUGGCUAUGCCUAUUCGAGUCCCAUUCAAUAUUUACCCAGCAUCCCAGGCUAUAUUCCCGUUUAUAUAAGAUACGGAGAUGAACCGUUGGAGGGAAUAAAUCCCGAAUUGGCUGAAGCUUUCCGAGAGACAUCAAAUUCGGUUAAGAGUUUACAGAAGAUAGAUCACACUCUUGCUCACGACAAUUUCUCGCCUGACGAUUUCAAAGACGACAGCAUAGACAUACUUUUGGAAGAAUCAAAAAGAGAACAUGCUUAUCCGUUGCAUGUUCGAGCAGCGGAAAGUCGUUCAUUCGCCACUGCCAAUGAUAACCAGUCAGGAGACUCUAACAAACCAAAGCUUCUAACCAUUUAUACAUUACCUGAUGAUAAUGAAAGCAGGCCACGUAGACGUUAUCGAGGAAGAUCUAGGCAAAAGAGUUCUAGAAAACGACCUGAAUUUAAGGUUAAUCCACUCUCCGACGAAGAAAAAGAAGAGUUGAAAAAACUGGCGAUCGAAGUGGAAAAAGAAGAGACCAAACCGAAUGAACUCUACGCUCCAAGUCUCAGACAUUCCGGCUCGUCCAAGAAUAAUCAACAUAAAACGCACAAUUUUAUCGCGCCAAUGAAAGUGCAAGUUCCAUUCGACGGAAUGGAAGAUCUGCCAAAAAUUUCUCAAAACAGUGACUUUUCACAAUUAGAUUAUGAUAUCGCUACACCCGAAGCGGAGAAAGAGGAACUGCCAAUUAAAGAGCAAGGUCCAGCUACAAUUUGGUCUAAUGUAAAUAAAUUAUUGCCUAUCGAUUUGCCAAACGAAAAUGAAACCAAUAAAGAUUUUACAUCUAAAAUUGAAAAAAUUCAAGAGAAACCACUCGAUGUGAAAAUAGAUCUGCUAGAAGUACCUCGAGAUACGGAUUGUUCGAAAUCUUUGGAUGAACACAAUGUCGCUGCAAUUGAUAAAAACGAACCGCCUUUUAAGAUACUAAAUCCAACAAAAAUUUUGUCAAAUGUAGAUAAAAUCUCACCCAUCAAUUUUCCAAAUGAAAAUGAAAUGAAAGACUUUACACAGCCUACCGACGAAAAUGCAAUGGAUUAGGUGUUAAAAAUUUUUUAAGCUCAAUUCUUUUAUAAUUUAUUUGUUGCAAUAAUAUCGAAAAUUCUUAAUCAUUUACAUUUUUUUCCAAUCGUAGAUUCUUCAAAGAAAUCUCAGGAUAAAAUAUUUCUUGUGCAAACUUUACGAGAAAGCAAUAUUUGUCUCGUUAAUUUUCGAUAUUUAAGAGUAAUUAAAAUAAUUUUUCUAAAAAUUAUUUCGAAAAGUAAUUUUACACUUUAAUUAAACCUAUUACAAAAUUCAUUACAAGGAAAUAAUUUUGACGUAUCUACGUAUCUAUUUGUAAUCGAAGAAAAGUGUAACUGAUUAUAGAUAUCCUGUAUGCUAUAAAAUGAUAAGCGUCAAGCUACUUGCGUGAAAGAGGAACGUUUUUAUAAUUUUAGUUUGUAUUAUUUAUAAUAAAACUUCCUUUAUGCUAUCAUAAAUACUUCAUUAUAUUAUGAAUACAGAAUACAAUUUUAAAUAGCUGUUACUACUCUCCAGUUUGUGAAGUUUGUUUGCACAUUGUAAAUUACGUUAGUGACAAAACUAUUAUGUAAAGUUAUUUUUAAAUGUCUUUAAUAAAAUCGCUGUUGCAGAA
Molecule: messenger RNA, 1764 nt
Organism: Acromyrmex echinatior (Panamanian leafcutter ant)
Lineage: Eukaryota; Metazoa; Arthropoda; Insecta; Hymenoptera; Formicidae
Source: RefSeq, a predicted model, not a curated record